AGCUUGGCUUGGAAGGACUGGAAGCCUUCAUGUGAUUGUAUAUCUGACGCACUGGUAGCAAGCAUCGUGCAAUUGAGGUUGACGCACUGGUAGCAAGCAUCGUGCAAUUGACAAGCGUCGCCAUGCCUGGUGAAAACUUGAUUUGUGUGUGGCAAACUUUGUUUGCAAAGGGUCUUCAUAACAAGAGCGGAGACAUACCAAAGCAAUCCAUCAAAGAAAUAGUUUCAGAACUUGCAGAUCUGGAGUCUGUUCAUUAUUCUGAAAGAGCAUUCCAAGAGGUUUUUGAAAGUGUCGAUGUCAUCACUUUCUCAUCUUUCAAGCGCUACGUUGAUAGCCAUCUAAGGGAAAAGGGAUAUCCGCUCCAUGUUGUUUCCGGUGAAAUAGAAAGUAAAUGUUGGGAGCUUUGCCAGCGAUACUACAAAACUACUCUCAACAAAGAAGACACUCGAAAACUUUGGCUGAUAUCAAACCGUCUGAUAGACGAAAAUUCAUAUCCACCAGUCAUCCGUCAGAGGGAGGUGAACUGGUUCAUGGAAAAAAUGUUCACAACCAUUGGAAAGAUGUGGCAAUGCGGUGAAGUCUUCAAAACAGAAGGAGCUACAUUUCAAAAUCUCGUUAGCAUAAUCGAAGACACAGUUUUACAUGAGACAUCCCAGGACAAAAUGCAGAAGAGCAUGAUUACUCUGUACACUAGUAUUGUCACAGAAGUAAUGAAGUCCGGGUGGGUCUACAAACGUACCAGGAAGCAGGCCAACUGGACCACCUGGGUUCACAGAUGGUGCAUCCUUACACCAAAUAAAAUUGCUUACUUCAAGGAGGAAAAUGCUUCAUCAAAGUCAGCUGAAACAAAAGGAGAACUCUUGAUAACAAGGCACACAAAAUUACUCGCUCUGAAUGACUACAAUGGUCUGAUUCACAAACUGAAGGGUCGAUUCAUGGUAUCAAAUGAACCUGUCAUUGAUAUGGAAAUAGCUGUUGGUAGUGCUGAAGAAAAGGUGUCGUGGCUGUCGGCCCUUGAUGAAUCCAUUAAGUGCUGUAGAGAAAAAACGACACCUAUUCAAAAGCUAUUAAACGAGCGACGGAGUCUUGGGGUGAAACAAGAGCACGACCAGAUCCAGAAAGGGGAUAAAGCCCCAUCUUCAACGCCAAAAAUUAUAAUUUCAGGCGAAAGUGGAAAACAUGUUCAAACCGAUGACGGCGAAGACAAAAAGGAGAUGUCAGAAAACCUUAUUUAUGCAAACGCGGAAAAAUUGAAAGCCGUUUUCAUGAAAAUGGACAAAGACGGGAAUGGACUGAUCGACAUCGAGGAGUUUGCAGCGUUUCUUCAAAGUAUUGGCCUUCAAUUGUCAAAACAAGAAACAAAUAUGAUUUAUAAAAGUGUCGACAAAGACGGCAAUGGACGUAUAUCGUUCGACGAGUUCCAGUUAUAUUUUUCCAAACACGUCAUGGAUGAAACCUGCUCUGCAGAGUGCGUAAACGCCAUGAGAACGGCUUUCAUGGAAGCAGAUAGAGAUGGCUCGGGAACUCUUAGUUUCCGAGAAUUCACAGAGUACAUAUGGGACAAAAAAAGAUCAAUCAGAAUGUCGAAAGUUAUGAAGGUGUUUUCCGAAGCAACCAAAUCCGGUUCAGAAGAAGUGUCAUUCACGGAUUUUCAGCAAGUCGUACAAAAAGAAGCAGCUAACCUCAUGAUGCCAAUAAUACAAGAAGCAAUAAACGAAGGUGAAACAUCAGAUGUUUUUCGAGAUCAGCUGAAACACGCUUACGACGAUACGGAAGCAAAGGAAUUAGCUUCUUACAUUCGAGGUAGAUGGAACAAAUUUGCAACGUUUCGACGUGCAGGGGUUACUGGUUCUGUAGUCAUGAAAGGUGGACAUGGAAUGGUGGCAGAUUUUCUUCCAGGAGAAUACAGUCUGGUAGAUCUAGCAUGUUUCAGCGACCUCCCGCCACUGGUUCCAAAACACACCGUUAUUAAAGGAGUGAAAUGGGUUUCUAGCUCAGUUCCUGGAAAGUCUGGAAAAGCGAUUUUUCCAGAGGAUUUUGAUGGAAAGAUUGAGACGGAUCUUGCGACAAAUGAACUUCUCCGGUACUACGGCUGUAGUUUCGCUGAUACACAACAAGAAAAGGUUUCCCUAUUAUAUCGACAUGGUAUCCAGGAUUUUACAUACGAAAACGGAUAUCUGGAGAAGUACGUUACAACUGCAAAUGGUGGCGCAGGAAUUGAAAAACACGAGUUUUCACAUCUGGAUUGUCCUUUGAUUGCAAAUUCAGGAACAUUCGUACUUGGGAAGUUCACAGAUGACGAUGAGAUGCAUAUCACUGGAUUCAAAAUCCCAGUGAGGCACACUCUGUAUAUACCAGGUGGAACCCUCCACUCCAACGACUAUUUGUCAGGGACGUGGAGGACGAUGUUGUCCGACGAAACGGAUAUUGAUCAUGUGCAUCUUACAAGAGCCCUUAGCACCGAAAAUGACGGGAAAUACGAUCAGUUCCAGUUUCAGUUCGUUUAAAAAUAAACUGAGUUUUCUAUUCAUCAUUACAUUUUGUAUAGGUGGAUUAGACUGCACGGAAAAUUAGGACCCACUUUGUAUUAAAACAUAGUAAUUAAUCCCUUUUUCUUCUUGUGAACAUGCUAUGAUUUUUCGUGUGACAUGUAGUUUACAAAAAUUUAAGAGGACUUUAUAAAACAUUAUUUUGUGUUGUUUUGUACGAUCAUUAAUGUGUGUUUCGGAAGUUAGUUUAAGAACUCUUUAGAUCAUCCCGUAUUGUCGAUGUAGUAAAUAUCUUAGUAGUGGCAUGUGCUUAUAUUGUUAUGUUUAUCCCAUAUAUACACAUACAUGUACGUUUAUAUUGUACUUACAUUUCGUUGUUUUUCAUUUAUACAUGAUAUAUACAUCUAAUUCUUGUGAUGAUAUCUCAUUAUGAGUUUUAAAACCCGAAUCAAAUACCAUACAGCCAUUCGUGUUUAAAGAAUAUUAAUCAACCAAUUCACUGAUAUGUACGAGUCCCAUCGCGAUUACUACCCUCGCGAAAAUGUCCAAGAUAAAAACGCGAUAUCUUUAUUUGCUGAAAUGUCGGAUCUUUUUUAUUAAUUUGAUUAUAUAUUAAAUGUUAAAACUUCUAGGUAGUCAGUGAAAAAAGAUGCGCCGAUGCAAUAAUAAAUAUCGCGCUUGUUUUCACCAGACAGACAUAUGAAAGAUGCAAAUCUUGCAUCUUGUGCAGUACUUUACAUAGUAAAAUCUCUAGGUAGUCAAUACGUAGUCAGUAAAACAGAUGCGCGGAUGGCGGAUGCAACAAUAAAUAGCGCUUUUCGAUCCCUUUUAUCUAACAGACAAUCUUAUUAAAAACGAUGAUCCGAAGUUAAUGUCAAUUCUCGCAUCUUUUUUUAUCGAAUUUUGAAGUUUUGAAUUUGAAAGAAAAAAGAUGUGUGUGUGUGUGCGUGUGUGCGUGCGUGUGUGUGUGUUCAUUGAUUAAUUAUGCUUUAUGCUUUAUAUAUAUAUGAUGAUGUAUUCUUAUAAUAAUUGUGCUUUAAUGUUUUACCGUUUGAAAGUAAAUAUCCUAUUUGUAUUAGUAACUUAGUAGUAGUAGCAGUAGCUCUAGCAGUAGCGGUAGUAGUAGCAGUAGCAGUAGUAGUUCAUGUAGCAGUAACUUCCAUUAAUGUCAAUAUUGUUAUCCCAUUGUGAUUUUCUUGUAGACAUACAUAUGUAGACAUACUUUUGUGUCUAUGUUGGUUUGUGGAUACCAAGCCGGACAGGGUACUCCGCCCCUCCACAACACAAGACCAGACUCUCGCGUAACAUCAUGUCAACGAGAGUAAUUUAUAUAAUGUAGUAAUAACUUGUUUCACAAUCGUUGUAAAAUAAAUCAGUUUAAAACAA
This is a messenger RNA of Mya arenaria, 3875 nucleotides long. RefSeq lists its product as uncharacterized. Bases 123 to 2507 code for a protein of 794 amino acids. The transcript is spliced from 2 exons. Lineage: Eukaryota; Metazoa; Mollusca; Bivalvia; Myida; Myidae. The record is from RefSeq and is a predicted model, not a curated record. Gene Ontology annotation, molecular function: calcium ion binding.